AACAGACAGCCUAGUGACCGGCGACAGACAGGUAACUAAGUAAAGCGUCACCGAUGUACUUUGACCCUCGUCGCUCCCACUACGAUGUCAGGAAGUAGCAUCUGUUAUGGCAAAAGGGAAACCAGAGAAGACGCAUCUUCAGGCUCAGGGAAGAACCAGGCAAGCCGGAAAGAAACGACCCAGCCAGACACACGCAUGUGGUCCCUCGCUGCCCUGGCCUUGGUCGUAGCCGUGUGCGUGGUCCCGCUGACCGCCGCCGUGUCUGCCUCUGGCCGCCCUCAUCAGAAGCACACAGCUUGGAAGAUGGAUGAGGCGAUACUGACAGUCAACAAUGAGCUGGACAAAGAGGUGGUGGUGUCCUGGGUGUCAGAGCGAUGCUAUCAGUGUUUGUAUCAGCAGCUGGGGGUGCUGCCCGCAGCGCCCGGUCCUGGUCGGCCCAGUUCGGCAGACUUCGUUGUGAGCACACAGCAUGAAAUUACACUGCAGCUCAACGGCACUUCUGGCAACCUGGAGUUCUGCACGGUUCCAUUCCACUUUGAGGAGCACGGGAACUACUCUCUGUGGGUGAAAGAUCUGAACGACUCCUUAGUGUACAACUGCUCCGUAGUGACUGAUGCGGACCCCGUCAACAGCUACAUGCCCAUCUUGGUAGCUUUCCUGGUCUUCGCUGGGCUGGCCUUGGCUUCUGCCAUCGGAACAAAAGUAUUAGGGCUUGACAUAGUGAGGGGUAUCCUGUUCCGAAUGGCCGGCUCCAUGGAAACGGAGAGGCUCAUCAACUCCGAGCUGGGCUCCCCUGGCAGGGCGGUGUCACUAGUUGCUGACAACAUCCUCCCUCCAUCUCCCAGCCCCAGCAAGAGGCUGCGAUCUCUGGACACAUUCAGAGGUUUGUCCUUAGUCAUCAUGGUGUUUGUGAACUACGGAGGAGGGCGAUACUGGUUCUUCAGACACGAAAGCUGGAAUGGCCUGACUGUGGCGGAUCUAGUCUUCCCUUGGUUCGUGUUCAUAAUGGGGACGUCCGUCGCCCUGUCGAUCAACUCCAUGCUCCGCGCCGGCUCCACCCGCAAAUCGCUGCUGAGGAAAGUUGUGUGGAGGAGUGUGCAGCUCUUCAUCAUCGGCGUCUUCAUCAUCAACCCAAACUACUGCCAGGGACCGUUAUUUUGGGACAACCUGAGGAUCCCUGGUGUGUUGCAGCGCCUGGCCUGGUCUUACUUAGCUGUGGCCAGCCUGGAUCUGCUGGUGGCGAGAGGUCAUCUUGACAUCCUUACAACGGAUGCUUGGUGGUCCCCUGGCCUUGACAUCUUGCUGUACUGGCCUGCCUGGCUGUGUGUGCUUCUCUUAGAAGUCAUGUGGCUGUGCCUCACUUUCCUACUUCCUGUGCCAGAUUGCCCCACCGGCUAUCUGGGUCCAGGUGGGAUCGGGGACAUGGGCCAGUACGCCAACUGUACUGGUGGCGCUGCCGCUUUCAUUGACCGAUGGCUGCUUGGAGAGAGCCACAUCUACCAGACUCCCUCUUCUCGGGUGAUUUACGCAACACAUAUGCCAUACGAUCCAGAAGGUGUUCUUGGCAGCAUCAACUCCGUCCUCAUGGCUUUUCUUGGAUUGCAGGCAGGAAAAAUAAUCUUACACUACAGAGAUCUCCACACAAGUAUCAUGUCAAGAUUUCUCAUAUGGGGUCUCUUCCUGGGAGUCAUAUCAGCAGUUCUGACCAAGUGUUCCACGGACCAGGGCUUCAUUCCUGUCAACAAAAACCUCUGGUCUCUCUCUUAUGUUACCACACUGGCCUGUUUUGCGUACGUGCUGCUGGUGCUGGUCUACUACGUGGUGGAUGUAAAGAGGUGGUGGUCCGGAGCACCUUUCUACUACCCUGGUAUGAACUCCAUCCUCGUGUACGUGGGCCACGAAGUGUUCGAGGAGUACUUCCCCUUCCGUUGGCGCAUGGCCGACAGCCAAUCCCACGCCGAGCACCUCACGCAGAACCUCGUGGCCACGUCCUGUUGGGUCUUCAUCUCCUACAUGCUCUACAGGAAGAAGAUUUUCUGGAAGAUUUAAAGGCGGAGGCCCCGAAACGAUGGGACACUCUGAAAAGCGGAGGACAAUGUUGACAUCGGAUUCGAAAGAGUUCAAAUCUGAAAACAUUUGGAGAGCAGGAGACUGGAGACUUGAUUGAGUUUGUCGAAACUAUGGUGGUUAUCUGUCUCUGAACAUAUCGGAGGGUUCUUCUUUCAAACAGCACAUCUUUUUGUUUUUUAAUUUCUUUUUAAUUUCAGUCACUAAUUUACCAGACUUUUUUCCAAAGAUCUCCAGAAAAGAAGUGGCUGCACAACAUCUUAACUGACUCAGGAAGGUCGCCUACAAGGAUAGUGUGAGAAUUUGUGAAUACUGACGUUGUUAAUCUGCCAUCUGACUGUUAUAGAGGCUGGUUUUCAUUCCUCAUCUAGCACCGCAGACGACAGCAGCAGCAGCAGCAGGCUGUUGCAGUAGUGGUUUGUCGACUUCCCUUUCGGGAGAAUCCCUGCUGCCAUCUUAAGUACUGUCGCAUUACUCUGAAAAGCUGAAGUGGGUUUUUAUGAGACGGACCCUUCAAGAGCAGGAGACAUUAAAUCAUGCACCCUCGAGAGAAAAGGCUACCAAUAAUGCAUUGUGAUCUCUUGUUAUUUCCACUGCGCAGUGGAAGAUGGAAGGGAUAUUUAUACAAGGGGAAACCCAGAGGUUUUAAAAUAUGAAAGUUAAACUAUCUGCUGCACUAGAUGAUGCCUCAGUUUUGUCUUUUCUUUUAAAUUUAAAAUCCUCUGCUCCCACAGUGGUGUCACAUAUGAAGCUGCGUGUUACCAAGUGCUGAGAGGAAGUGGAGGAGGGCAUGUCAGAUGACUAUAACCCACUUGCUUUGCAUUUUGGUUAAUGCAGAACCAUCUUUUUUUUUGUAACACAUGGCCCUGUUGGCAUUGGCAGAAGUAAUUUGCCCUUCUCAUGGCAAAAGUUUGCUAUUUUUGAGUCACCAUUUCUUCACAAGUUUAUAGAAAGCAAUUAUGCUGCACAGUAGUUUAAUUAUGGGAUUCAGAGAUUGGAUGAUGUCUUAUGUCACCAUAAAAAAGUUGCCAUUACUCUCAACAAUAUUGUAUACAUGUACAAUUGGCAGGUAUUACUUAUAACUCUUUCUACAAAAUCACAUGUUCUGUGUUAUAUCCAAAUGCUGUGUGUGAUUUUUGGAAAAAAAAACUGUAUCCAGUACUGUCUUAAUUGCUGAAAUUCCAUUUUUUCCAAUCUUUUAUACAUCGUUUUUUAUAUUCACAGUUUUGGAAAAUAAGUUUAUGUAAUAAAAUGUAGAUA
Molecule: messenger RNA, 3327 nt
Organism: Anoplopoma fimbria (sablefish)
Lineage: Eukaryota; Metazoa; Chordata; Actinopteri; Perciformes; Anoplopomatidae
Gene: hgsnat
Product: heparan-alpha-glucosaminide N-acetyltransferase
Exons: 18
Coding region: 85-2049 (654 amino acids)
Source: RefSeq, a predicted model, not a curated record